CCUGGGUCUGGCAGCUCAGCCCCAUGUCCAGAGGAGGGGACAUGGUUUAUAUUCCGGAUGAUUCCGACUUCAUCUCCUUCAGGGAUCAGUGCGAGAGCCUGGAGGGCUGGCACUGUCGGUAUAACAAGGCUGGUGUGACCGUGUGGAGUCAGAGCCAGGAGGAAAGCUGUGCUGUGCAGAAAAUCAAGACUUGCAUCUCAUGUAAGGAUGUGCCUGCUGAGACACUCUAUGAUGUGCUGCAUGACACCCGCUACCGCAAGAAAUGGGACUCAAACAUGAUUGAGACCUACGACAUCGGGCGCCUGACUGUUAAUGCUGACGUGGGAUACUACUCCUGGAAAUGCCCGAGUCCCCUGAAGAACCGGGAUUUUGUCACGCUGCGCUCCUGGCUGCCCCUUGGCAAUGACUACAUGAUCAUCAACUACAGCGUCAAGCACCCGAAAUACCCACCCCGGAAGGAUUUUGUGAGAGCCGUGUCCCUGCAGACAGGUUACCUGAUCAAGGCGAAUGGUGCUGGUGCCUGCAUCCUCUAUUAUCUCACCCAGGUGGACCCUCGUGGGUCGCUGCCAAAGUGGGUGGUGAACCGCGUCUCCCAGUUUGUGGCACCAAAGGCGAUGAAGAAGAUCUACAAGGCUGGACUGAAGUACCCAGAGUGGAAACGCAAGCACGACCCUGGAUACAAGCCCUGGGUGUACCCAGAGCAGAAUACGCUGCCCAGUGUCAGCCUGGCCGAGCUCUCGGUACAGCAUGCCGACUCGCUGGAGAACAUAGAUGAGACAGGGCUGCCUGAGGACCACCUGAGCACCAGUGACCAUGAGACCUGAGCCCUCACCACAGCCCUUUCGUGGGAGGACACCCUCAUGACUGGGACUUGGCAUCCAGGGGGCUUGGGUGGGAAUUUGGCCCCCUGCACCCCAAUAGUCAUGUCUGCUCCCCAAUUCCUUCAUCAUAGACCCCCCUACCCAGACAGCAGGGUACUGUCCCAUGGGAACCUGCAGCAUGGGUGCUGGAAAGAGGGAGGA
This is a messenger RNA of Phalacrocorax carbo (great cormorant), 1022 nucleotides long. NCBI's taxonomy places the organism in Eukaryota, Metazoa, Chordata, Aves, Suliformes, Phalacrocoracidae. The record is from RefSeq and is a predicted model, not a curated record.